GAUCGGAAAAAUCUCCGAAGCUAAAAUCAUGGUGUUCCUUACCAUUCCAAGUGGGGAGACCCUCUCGGUCGAUGUGAACCCUAGCACGACCACCGUCUCCGCCUUCGAGCAAUGGGCUCACCGUUGCAUUGGUAUUCCGCCGCCGCUUCUCCGCCGCUCUCUCCGCCUACGAAACCCUAGCCUUCUGUGCGGAGAUUCGCCGGAUUCUGGUUCGGUCUUCUUGUCCGAACUCGGGGUUGGUCGUUUUGCCACCGUUGUAGUUCACGUCCCUCUUUUUGGUGGCACCCAGGGAGCGGCUCCGCCGAAACCUCGCCUCGAAUUCCUGAACUCGAAGCCACCGCAAAACUAUGUUGCGGGUUUGGGUCGUGGAGCCACUGGGUUUACUACGCGGUCCGAUAUUGGACCUGCUCGUGCGGCUCCUGAUCUGCCUGACCGGUCCGCUGCUGCGGUGGCUGCUCCUGGGGCAGGUCGCGGGAGGGGGAAGCCCGGGGAGGAGGAUGAAGACGAAGAAGGUGAUGAGAAGGGAUAUGAUGAGAAUCAGAAGUUCGAUGAGUUUGAAGGGAAUGACGCGGGAUUGUUCUCGAAUGCUGAGUACGAUGAGGAUGACAAAGAGGCUGAUGCGAUCUGGGAGGCGAUCGAUAAGAGGAUGGAUUCGAGGAGGAAGGAUCGUAGAGAAGCCAAGUUGAAGGAGGAAAUCGAGAAGUACAGAGCUUCAAACCCAAAGAUUACUGAGCAAUUUGCAGACUUGAAGAGGAAAUUGUAUACCUUGUCUGCGGAUGAGUGGGAGAGUAUUCCUGAGAUUGGGGAUUACUCGUUGAGGAACAAGAAGAAGAGGUUCGAGAGCUUUGUCCCUGUACCUGACACGCUUCUGGAGAAGGCGAGGCAGGAAAAAGAGCAUGUAACGGCGUUGGACCCAAAGAGCAGAUCUGCCGGUGGGACCGAGACGCCGUGGUCGCAGACGCCGGUCACGGAUUUGACUGCUGUCGGUGAGGGAAGAGGCACGGUCUUGUCUCUGAAGCUUGACAGGUUAUCAGACUCGGUUUCCGGAUUAACUGUUGUGGAUCCUAAAGGUUACUUAACCGACCUGAAGAGUAUGAAAAUCACUAGUGACGCCGAAAUUUCUGAUAUUAAGAAGGCAAGGUUGUUGUUAAAGAGUGUAACUCAGACGAAUCCGAAGCACCCGCCUGGCUGGAUUGCUGCCGCAAGGCUUGAGGAGGUGGCUGGGAAGAUUCAGGCAGCUAGGCAGUUGAUACAGAGGGGGUGCGAGGAGUGUCCGAAGAAUGAGGAUGUUUGGUUGGAAGCGUGUAGGCUGGCCAGUCCUGAUGAUGCCAAGGCUGUGAUUGCUAGGGGAGUGAAGUUGAUACCUAAUUCGGUGAAGUUAUGGUUGCAUGCUGCAAAGCUUGAACACGACAGCGUGAACAAGAGCAGAGUGUUGAGGAAAGGGCUGGAGCAUAUUCCCGACUCGGUCAGGUUGUGGAAGGCAGUUGUGGAGCUGGCUAACGAGGAAGAUGCUAGGAUUUUGCUUCAUAGGGCUGUAGAGUGUUGUCCUUUGCAUGUGGAGCUGUGGCUGGCACUUGCGAGACUAGAAACCUAUGAUAAUGCGAAGAAAGUUUUGAAUCGAGCUAGAGAGAAGCUACCUAAGGAGCCGGCAAUUUGGAUUACGGCGGCUAAGUUAGAGGAAGCGAAUGGAAAUACAGCCAUGGUGGGGAAGAUUAUCGAGAGGGGUAUAAGGACUCUGCAGAGAGAAGGGGUUGACAUUGACAGAGAAAGCUGGAUGAAGGAGGCAGAGGCUGCCGAGAGAGCAGGAUCUGUUGCCACAUGCCAGGCCAUUAUUAAGAACACGAUCGGUGUCGGGGUUGAGGAGGAGGAUAGGAAGAGGACAUGGGUCGCUGAUGCAGAGGAGUGCAAGAAGAGGGGCUCCAUUGAAACGGCGAGAGCAAUAUACGCACACGCGCUUACGGUGUUCUUGACUAAGAAGGGUAUCUGGAGAAGAGCUGCCGAGCUCGAGAAGAGCCACGGGACCAGGGAGUCGCUCGAUGCAUUGUUGCGUAAGGCGGUGACAUAUGUUCCUCAGGCCGAGGUUCUCUGGCUCAUGGGUGCCAAGGAAAAGUGGCUUGCUGGGGAUGUUCCGGCGGCUCGUGCUAUUCUCCAAGAGGCUUACGCUGCUAUACCCAACUCAGAGGAAAUCUGGCUCGCCGCUUUUAAGCUUGAGUUUGAGAACAAGGAGCCAGAGAGAGCGAGGAUGUUACUUGCAAAAGCGAGGGAAAGAGGAGGGACGGAGAGGGUAUGGAUGAAGUCAGCCAUUGUUGAGAGGGAGCUGGGCAAUGUGGAGGAGGAGAGGAGGUUGCUUGAUGAAGCAUUGAAGCGAUUCCCAGCUUUCUUUAAGCUGUGGUUGAUGGUUGGGCAGCUCGAGGAACGGCUUGGCCAUCUCGAACAGGCCAAGAAAGCUUAUGAAUCGGGUUUGAAAAGCUGUCCAAACUGCAUACCUCUAUGGCUCUCGCUUGCUAAACUGGAAGAGAAAGUGAAUGGAUUGAACAAAGCCCGGGCCACUCUCACCAUGGCCCGGAAGAAGAAUCCUCAGACUGCUGAGCUGUGGCUAGCUGCUAUUCGAGUUGAAUUGAGGCACGGCAACAAGAAAGAAGCAGAACAUCUGAUGUCAAAGGCACUGCAGGAGUGUCCGAACAGUGGCAUUCUCUGGGCAGCUGACAUCGAGAUGGCACCACGACCACGCCGGAAAAUGAAGAGCAUAGACGCGAUGAAGAAGUGUGAUCAUGACCCUCAUGUGAUUGCAGCUGUGGCCAAGCUCUUCUGGCAGGACAUGAAAGUGGACAAAGCCAGGUCGUGGCUGAAGCGGGCCGUGACACUUGCCCCUGAUGUUGGCGAUUUCUGGGCUUUGUACUACAAGUUUGAGCUUCAACACGGCUCUGAUGAGAAUCAGAAGGAGGUGCUGGCCAAUUGUGCGGUUGCAGAACCGAAAUACGGUGAGAAGUGGCAACCGAUAGCGAAAGCUGUUGAGAACGCACACCAAACCGUUGAAGUCAUCUUGAAGAAAGUUGUGGUCGCAUUGGGCCGGGAAGAGAAUGCUGCCGAGUGAUGAAACGCUGGUUACCAUCAAAUCUUUACGGUUCAUGUCCUGCCUGCUGCGAUGGUUAAAUCACAAACCCAAGAUUUGUGGGAGCUUUGUUGCAUCAACAGUCAGCUAAGCAGUCGCUCAUCCGACCGCUGAUCAUCUUCUGUACCAGUUUCAGCGAUAACUAAAAUGGCCUGACCAGGACAAGAGUUCAGGCAUAUUUGAGGUGAUGAGAGCAAAUGUAACUUAAAAGAGUUCUAUGUACUCUGCUAGUAUAAUUUCAGAAGAAGGACAGAAACAGGAAAAGCCUGCAUUUACAAGAGAUGUUCAACUUUUUUUUUUAAUAGAAAAAUCAGUCUUGUAAUGAA
Molecule: messenger RNA, 3438 nt
Organism: Tarenaya hassleriana
Lineage: Eukaryota; Viridiplantae; Streptophyta; Magnoliopsida; Brassicales; Cleomaceae
Product: protein STABILIZED1
Exons: 3
Coding region: 29-3094 (1021 amino acids)
Biological process (GO): gene silencing by siRNA-directed DNA methylation; positive regulation of miRNA metabolic process; mRNA splicing, via spliceosome
Cellular component (GO): U4/U6 x U5 tri-snRNP complex; catalytic step 2 spliceosome
Molecular function (GO): protein binding
Source: RefSeq, a predicted model, not a curated record